Molecule: messenger RNA, 918 nt
Organism: Centropristis striata (black sea bass)
Lineage: Eukaryota; Metazoa; Chordata; Actinopteri; Perciformes; Serranidae
Gene: smim36
Product: small integral membrane protein 36
Exons: 2
Coding region: 307-663 (118 amino acids)
Source: RefSeq, a predicted model, not a curated record
AAAGAACUGAACAUAUGGUCCCACUACAGAUUAUAGAAAUCCUCCUUCACUCUUUCUAAUGAAAUCCAUACAGACUUCAAUGAGAGUAUUGUGUUUCUGCUGAUUUAAUCCAGGACCUGAAGUGAGUCUCUCAGACUGUGUAUGAACCUCAGAUACAGAUGGCUGGAACCUUCCUGGGGUCAAAGGUCAUGCUGUUGCUUUGCAUCAGCCAGCUGUCCGUCCAUCAUCAGCCUUUUCCCAGCGUUCCCUUUCUCUUCUUGUUUGAUUUUUUCCCUCUGGAUCCGGGGCGAGAUAUGAAGCGGCACCAUGGGUUUCAUGGAAUUCUACCUGGAGAUUGACCCCGUCACGCUGAACCUCAUCAUCCUGGUGGCCAGCUAUGUCAUCCUGCUCCUGGUCUUCCUCAUCUCCUGCAUCCUGUACGACUGCCGGGGCAAGGACCCCACCAAGGAGUACGCCCCGGACAACGCGCCGCCGCCGCCCAGCCAGUCGCCCAUACGCCUGGUGGUCAUGCAGAACUCGCCCGCCUCAUCCCGCUACGAGCCCAACAACACGACGGGCCACGGGGGCGAGCUGCCCACGCCGGACCUGAGCCGGGACAGAGGGGAGCGGGAGCGGGAAAGAGAGAGGGAGAGGGAGAGGGAGAAGAGGAGCACUCUGGUCUGAGGAAGAGGAGGAAGAGGAGGAGGAGUGCAUCACUUUGUACAGAUUUUUUUAGUUUUACUUUUUAACUUCUGGACGGUGCCGAUGAUGCUGAGUGGGUCAGCGGGAGGUAAGAGGACCAAAGGGACGACCCGAAACUGUUCAUAACCCGACCCCGACCUGAACCUGAACCUGAACCUGAACCCCCCUCCCCCCACGUCCUGCUAAUGAGCAAACGUGUACAACAGUAACAAAAACAUCAACAAAACGGGAAACAUU